Trichomycterus rosablanca is the source of this 894-nucleotide messenger RNA. Its product is annotated as C-X-C chemokine receptor type 2-like. The transcript has a single exon. Bases 1 to 894 code for a protein of 297 amino acids. Gene Ontology annotation, biological process: cell chemotaxis; immune response; positive regulation of cytosolic calcium ion concentration. The record is from RefSeq and is a predicted model, not a curated record. Gene Ontology annotation, cellular component: external side of plasma membrane; membrane. Lineage: Eukaryota; Metazoa; Chordata; Actinopteri; Siluriformes; Trichomycteridae. Gene Ontology annotation, molecular function: C-C chemokine binding; C-C chemokine receptor activity.
AUGCAGCAUCUCAACUCAUCCAACAGUUCAACCAUUUAUCUCCCACCUGAAAAAAUAGCUGCUAGUUGUGUAAUGGCACUUUGCUUUUUACUGGGGGUACCUGGUAAUAUAGCAGUGAUGGUUCGUCUUGCUGGAUGGAUAAAGGGAGACAGUUUUACCACGAGGCUGAUGAUGAGCCUGGCUGCAUCAGAUCUGCUUAAUCUGCUUUCUCUGCCAUUGUGGAUAUUUGCUCUUCUGCACAGCUGGAUCUUUGGUUUGUUCUUAUGUAAGUUCCUCUCUUAUAUGGUUUACUUGAACCUUUACUGCAGUAUACUGUGUGUGAUUCUGCUAAGUGUGCAGAGAUACAUACAGAUUCUUCAUCCUCAAAAAUGGUCCAAGCUUGGCAGAAGAGGUCAGAAGAUCCUUGUGAGUGGUGUAUGGCUGCUGAGCGGAGUAUUUGCAUCAUAUAGUCUCAUACGGCGCACUGUACUGAGAAAUAACAGAAAGCUAAUGUGUGUGUCAGACUACCAGAAUGACAUAGAGCAAGUGGCUACUUCACUUUGGGAGACUUUAUUGUUGGCGGUGUCAUUCCUCAUACUGACUUACUUCUAUUUUCAUCUUUACACAGGAGUGAAUAGGUUGGUUUUCUUAAAAAGUCACAAAAUUGCAAAACUGCUGACCAGAAUUGUGGUGAUCUUUUUUGCUUGUUGGGUCCCAUACUUUAUCAACAAUAUUGUGCUCAUCGCUGCAGUGUUGCUCAAAAAUGGCAGUGUGAUAAAACUCGCAAAAUCUGGAAACCACAUUACCAGAGCUUUGACUUUCAUCAACAGCUGUGUAAACCCGUUUCUGUAUGCCUUCUCUUCUCGGGCUCUACGGCAGCAACCAGCUGAAACAGAAAAGUCUGAAGCCCAUUAG